Emericellopsis cladophorae is the source of this 1689-nucleotide messenger RNA. Its product is annotated as sucrose utilization protein-like protein. Gene Ontology annotation, biological process: regulation of DNA-templated transcription. The coding region runs from base 1 to 1689 and encodes 562 amino acids. The record is from RefSeq and is a predicted model, not a curated record. The transcript has a single exon. NCBI's taxonomy places the organism in Eukaryota, Fungi, Ascomycota, Sordariomycetes, Hypocreales, Bionectriaceae. Gene Ontology annotation, molecular function: zinc ion binding; DNA-binding transcription factor activity, RNA polymerase II-specific.
AUGUCCUUCCCGAACUUUGAGCAGCCGUAUCCGCAGCCCACGUCCCAGACUGUCCUCCCUCAGAUACAAGACGGGCCCUCGCGCGUCUCGGGAACCAAGCGUUCAGCCCUCGGCUCCUUUGGCGACUCCACGCACGCCCGCCACAGCCUGACAUCUGCUGAGUCACCCAGCGUGUCGAUAGCUUCGUCCGCCUCUCCGGCCAAUGUUCUGCCCAAUGGAUCGGCGGCUGAGAACCAGUACACUUCCGGCAAUGCCAGCGGCUCGCCAGCCACCAAGCGCUUUCAAGUGCCCCGAGCCUGUGAGCGCUGCAAACGUCUUCGUCGCGGCUGCAGCGAGUAUCGGCCAUGCCGAAGAUGUGUUGAUGCUGGGGUCGCGGACCAGUGUCAGGUCAUGGCAGUAGGGCCUCAAAUGAACGGCCCUGGGACAGGUAACGAUGCUCAAUCGCUUCACCAGCGGCUGUCGGAUCUCGUACCCGCACGACUGGUCGACUACUGCACGCAGCGCUUUUUUGACCGACUUCACCCUACGAUACCCAUUCUCACGAUGGAGUACGUAGCCCGGCUCAGGGCCGCAAGUAUCUCUCCCGGAGGGCUGGAGUCCUUGGCGGUGCUAGUGGGAAUGUGCGGGCAAGUCUUGUUGCAGACCGAAGAACCGGAGGAGCUGUUCCAGCAGGGCGUCAUUCCAGAGAAGAACCUUGCCUUCGGGCGGUUGUUACUCGAUACAGCCAUUGCAGCGUACCAGGGCAUGCCCCGCCGGUCGGUCGUGAGCAUUGAGGUGUGCAUGUUUAGCUUCUUUCUGUACGCGUGCGAAGCGGUGCUCUUCCAUCAUAGCCGGGCAUUUCGGUUCCUUAGAGAGACUACGACGCUGGUCCUGCUCUUUAGACCCGAGGAAGCCGACGACACGACACAACUCGUGGCCAACCGGCUGUUUUGGGUGCUCUUGAUCUCGGAGCGAUCGCAUGCGAUUAGGUACCGACGGCCGAUCACACUGCAGAUCACAAACGCAACACCAAGUAUCGACGCCGGCGACUCGUCGCUAGUGGGAUUCUGGAGCCUCGCGGCCCUGUUCAGACCGAUCGACACUUCCUUCAUCGCGCUUCUCAACCACGAGGAGCUGGCUAUUGGGCCCUCACCAGAGUCGAUCAAUCACAUUGAGACCAAGGUCAACUCGGCGCUGAGUCCAGGUCUCGACCUACGCGAUACGCAAAAGGCCAAUCUGAGGGUGACACAGCUAUGGCUGCGGGUGAUCAUUUGGCAGCUGCGCCUGCACCUUGGAUACUUGGUGGAAGAAUCGUAUCAACACAGCCUCACCUACCGCUACCCCAUUGACGUGGCCAAAGAUCUCAUGUUGUCGACGCGAGAUCUGUCUCCGCCGGCAUUCAAGGUGCACGGCGUGGGGUUGACCGAGAAGCUGUUUGACAUAGCGUCUGCACUCGUGGAUGUGUUGGCUCGGAUCCCCCUCAGCUCGACGUCUCCCCGCGGUGUCGCGAUGGGGACCUUGCCAGAAGAUGAUUUGCUCUACCUGCGAAAUCUGAUACGGAAGCUGCCUGGAGGCCAGACCAUGUUUGAUGACCUUUUGGAGAAGCACAUCCAGCAGAGCGUGCCGGCGCUGGUGACAUGGCGUCCGGAUAUUUCCUCUUCAAGCACCCUGGAUGCACGAGGGCAGUUGGGAACGCGAGGCGGGCAUUGA